AUGGGCCAGAGUCCGGGAACAGCAUCGUGGAAUGUCGCAGAAGCUCCGAAGAAUGUCUUCUGGGCUGCUCAGUUGAUCUUUGCGAAGUAUGAAUGGAUGACCUUGGAUUUUCGAAUCUCGCACGCAUUAAAAGUCAUUCAAGUGAUUUACUACCCUGGUCACGCUAUCAUUGCUCUUCCCGUGCACCUGGUGACGAUUUUAAUCCUGUCCAGAGGAAAGUGCGGUCUCUCCAGAGUUGUCACUCGCUACCUAGUUGCCAUGGCAGCGGCGGAUCUUAUGGUUGUUGUCCUGGACCUGAUACUGAACAAGAUUCCGAAUAUUUACGCGCCAAUUGAACUUCUCAUCUGGGCUGCGGACACACCAGUGUGUCAAAUCCACGCCGUCCUGCUUUACGCCGCCACCGAUUGUUCGGUCUGGUUCACCGUCACUUUCACAUUUGACCGGUUUGUGGCCAUUUGUUGCCAGAAGCUGAAAACAAAAUAUUGCACCGGGAGAACUGCGGCUGUGAUGCUGGGGACAGUGACUGCGAUCAGCUGUUUAAGGAACAUUUACUGGUAUUUUCGAUUCUCGGGGUAUUAUGCAGCGCUGAUCGCUCCAUUUAUUUGUGUAGAUACCGCAGGUUAUGUGUCUUUAUUUGUCGGAAUGUCAAUUGAUUUAUUUAAUUACCUUCUCACUCCUGUAAUCCCAUUCCUGCUGGUUCUCCUGACGAAUGCAUUAACCAUCCGGCACGUUUUAGUCACCAGCAGAGGGCGCAGGAGACUCCGGCGUGCUGACAAGGGACAGAGUGCCAGAGACCCGGAGAUGGAGAGCCGCAGAAAAUCGCUCGUUUUACUGCUGAUCAUCUCUGGCAAUUUCGUCCUGCUGUGGGCACCGUUCACUGUGUAUUCUGCGUGGAACCGACUGUCUGCUACCUCUGCCGUGACGCUUCCUGCUGAUUCUCUGCGAGGACUGGGCUCGAUGCUGCAGAUUCUGAGCUGCUGCACAAACACGGCUCUUUACGCCGUCACCCAGACCAAGUUCAGGGAGCAACUGAAGGACGCGAUAAAAUAUCCCCUGGCUCUCAUUGCCGCAAGGAUGUCAUGA
Molecule: messenger RNA, 1083 nt
Organism: Mobula hypostoma (lesser devil ray)
Lineage: Eukaryota; Metazoa; Chordata; Chondrichthyes; Myliobatiformes; Myliobatidae
Product: probable G-protein coupled receptor 139
Exons: 2
Coding region: 1-1083 (360 amino acids)
Biological process (GO): phospholipase C-activating G protein-coupled receptor signaling pathway
Cellular component (GO): plasma membrane
Molecular function (GO): G protein-coupled receptor activity
Source: RefSeq, a predicted model, not a curated record